UGACAAUGACAGAUUUACUAUAGAAAUGGAAGAAAAAUUGUUUGUCGUUUUCGAGUUAUUUUAUUAAAGUAAAAAUAAAAUAGAAUUUAAAAUGAAUUGAUGUGUGCGGCAAAUGAAACCGCAACAAAGUAUCUUGAAUAUUAAAUAACUUGAGUUAAGAACUCUAUCUCCAACAUACCGCUUUUAGUGAGCAUUCAUUUUGAUUUGGGGAGCCCAGCCAUGGCGGAUCAAUCAUCGGUGUUAGCGCUGAUAAUAUUGGCGGUCGGUGUCACUGUGCAUUUCUCCUUGCACAAAGUUGAAGAAGGACAUGUCGGCGUUUAUUAUCGGGGUGGUGCUCUGCUUCCAGUUACCAGCCAACCUGGUUUCCACAUGAUGAUACCGCUUUUGACUUCAUACAAAGCAAUUCAGACCACUCUGCAAACAGACGAAGUAAAGAAUGUACCUUGUGGUACUAGCGGAGGUGUUAUGAUAUACUUUGAAAGAAUUGAAGUUGUCAAUAAGUUGGAGCCCCCUAGUGUGUUGGACAUGGUGCGUAACUUCACAGCUGAGUAUGACAAGACACUCAUCUUCAAUAAGGUUCACCAUGAGUUGAACCAGUUCUGCAGUGCCCACACCUUGCAUGAGGUCUAUAUAGAUCUCUUUGACCAGAUCGAUGAAAACUUGAGGACUGCUUUACAAAGGGACCUUGACGAAAUGGCGCCUGGUCUCAGGGUGCAGGCAGUACGAGUCACCAAACCAAAGAUACCAGAAGCAAUUCGCAAAAACUAUGAACUCAUGGAAGCUGAAAAGUCUAAACUUCUUAUAGCAGCUCAACAUCAAAAAGUUGUAGAGAAGGAAGCAGAGACAGCUCGUAGAAAGGCAGUUAUUGAAGCUGAGAAGGAAGCACAAGUUGCUAAAAUUCAAUAUGAACAGAAGAUAAUGGAGAAAGAAUCUUUGCAGAAGAUAGAACUGAUCGAGGACAGCAUCCACAAAGCUAAACAAACAACGAAAGCGGAAGCAGACUACUACCACUUGAAGAAACAGGCAGAAGCUAACAAAUUAUUACUCACAAAAGAGUAUUUGGAAUUGAAGAAAUAUGAAGCUCUAAGCCUCAAUAAUAAAGUAUACUUUGGAAGUGACAUCCCUAACAUGUUCAUGCAAGCUACUGUUGGGGACAGUGUACAAAAGACUGUACAGGUUGAAUGAGUUAUAAUCACACUGUCAAAACGUAACCUAGUCAUUGAGUAAUGUGUUCAUGAGUUUUGACAUCAAAGUAUUUAUGAAUAUAAAGUACAUUUGUGCAAAUGUCUUGAAGUGUAAAUAUGUUUGUUUAGGUGAAUCGAAUGUGGUAAUUUAAAGUUAUCAACUAUUACAUGCUUCUUCUGCUAGAAUCAAGUGUGAUGUAAUGACAAUCUCAUUCUUGACUGAUUUUUCACUGAUAUCUAUGGAUUUCGAAUUUUUGUGAUAGCUUUUCCAUGUGAAAUAAAAAAACAAAAAUGAGAAA
Molecule: messenger RNA, 1483 nt
Organism: Amyelois transitella
Lineage: Eukaryota; Metazoa; Arthropoda; Insecta; Lepidoptera; Pyralidae
Product: erlin-2
Exons: 7
Coding region: 220-1185 (321 amino acids)
Biological process (GO): SREBP signaling pathway
Cellular component (GO): endoplasmic reticulum membrane; endoplasmic reticulum
Molecular function (GO): ubiquitin protein ligase binding; cholesterol binding
Source: RefSeq, a predicted model, not a curated record